AUGCCACCCGCGCAAGCACCCAUUCGCUGGCCAGAGACGCAGGAAAGAUGGUUGCGACUGCAUGUCGACUUCACGGGUCCGAUCCAAAACAAGAUGCUUCUUGUCGUCGUGGACUCUUACAGUAAAUGGACUGAGGCCAUUCCCCUGGCUCACGCGACCUCGCGCAACACAGUCGAUGCCCUGCGAACGCUGUUCAGUAGAUUCGGUCUGCCACACACGGUAGUGUCUGAUAAUGGCACGCCAUUCACCGGAUCGGAGUUCAACGAGUUCUUGCAACAGAACGGGGUAGUUCACGUGCGGGCACCCCCCUACCAUUUACAGAGUAAUGGACUCGCCGAACGUGCGGUGCGAACCAUCAAAGACGGACUAAAGAAGUGUGGGGACGCCAACUUGUCAAAGACGCUGGAUAGAACACUGUGCCGCUAUAGAAACACGCCGCUUCCGUCCGGGCGCUCACCAUCAGAAAUGUUGUUGGGUUAUCAGCUCCGCACCCGAUUAGACAUGUGUUUUCCUCCCAGGAGCCAAGCAACAGGGGAUGUCCACUCUGCUGACAGCGCCGGGCGGAACUUCGCACCGGGAGAUCCUGUGUACCUUCGCAAUUACGGCCGUGGUGACAAGUGGACACCUUGGAAGGUCCGGUCAACCUCUGGUGCACGCAUCGUGUCUUUCGGCACGGAGAACGGGCUUGUUCACUGGCACAUGGACCAGUUCAGGCGGAGAAGCAUCGAAGCACCGUCGAGUCCAGAGGCUCUCACUAGCCCCCAGAUAAGCCCGGACCCUCCAGUACAAGACUGCGAAGCUCCAACGGCUACUGGCCCCGGUCUUCCGGGCCACCCGCCCCCAGAGCUAAGACGUUCCACACGUAUCAAGAAGCCAGUGGAGCGUUAUGGAUUCUAA
Molecule: messenger RNA, 897 nt
Organism: Rhipicephalus microplus (southern cattle tick)
Lineage: Eukaryota; Metazoa; Arthropoda; Arachnida; Ixodida; Ixodidae
Source: RefSeq, a predicted model, not a curated record